AUGGUUUCGGUUAUCGACAAGCUGGUUUUUGACUUUGGUGGGAAAACAUUGGUCUCUCUCGCACCAGAUAACAAUACUUUGUGUGUAGCCAAUAAAAAUGGCCUAACCAAGAUCCUGAAGACAAAUAACCCAGAAGAAGAGCCAGAGACUCUAGAUUCUUCCAAAUUGGUAUCCUCUGUCAGAUGCUACUCGAGCUCUUAUUUUCUGAUGACUACAAUGCAAGGUGAUGCUUUAAAGUACAACAUCGAUUCUAGUCAAGAAGAACUAUUGGCCAGGUUUGCUUUACCCCUACGUGACUGCUGUGUAAUCCAUUCAGGUAAAAUGGCCGUAUUCGGAGGAGACGAUUUAGAAUUAAUCCUUUUAGAACUGGACGACGAUACGCACAAAAAGCAUGCUAUUAAAAUCGAUGAACAAAUUUCUCAAAUUUCUUACAAUUCACAAAUGAAUAUUCUAGCAGUUUCAAUGAUAAAUGGUAAAGUUCAAAUUUUUUCCCUAACAUCCACUAUUCCAAAUAAAGUUUAUGAGUUAAAUGAUUACAUAGUGGCCAAUUCAUACGAUGAUACACACAGAGAUAAGAUACUCUCGAAUAUGAUGGAUGAUAUUGAUAAAGACGGUGAUAAUGACCUGGAGGGGGCAGUUGAUUCCGAUGAGAACAAUGUCACUGAUCCGGAAUUCUGUGUUGCUAAUAGAAUUUGCACGAGAGUGGCUUGGCAUCCAAAGGGUCUGCAUUUUGCGUUACCAUGUUCUGAUGAUACGGUGAAAAUAUUCUCCAUAAAGGGGUAUUCUUUGCAAAAGACAUUGUCGACAAAUCACUCUUCAAAGACUCAUUUUAUCGACUUGCAAUUUGACCCGUUACGCGGAACUUAUAUUGCGGCAGUGGACUUAAAUAAUAAACUAACUGUAUGGAAUUGGGAAACUUCCGAAAUUCACUACGCAAAGGAAUUUAAACGAAAGAUUACUAAUUUUACCUGGAAAAUUCAAACAGACUCAAAGACACUAGAUCUUGUUUUAGGCACCUGGUCUGGUAGCAUAACCAUCGUCCAAAAUUUAGCAGAGUCCUUCGUAUCCAAUAUACCUGACCAAUCUAUUGCCGAAUCUUCAACUAAACAGGGGCUUUUUGUGGACUCUGAUUCUGACUUGGAAAACUUAGAAGGAAAUGGUGAUAUAGAUAAAAGCGACAAGCUGUUUUCAGAUAUCACCCAAGAAGCAAAUGCAGAAGAUGUGUUCACCCAAACACACGAUGGUCCUAGUGCAUCAAAUGAAAAGAGAAAAUACAAUUUUGAAGAUGAAGAAGACUUUAUUGAUGACGAUGAUGGCGCCGGUUAUAUUAGCGGCAAGAAACCACAUAAUGAACAUUCUUACCCCAGAACACACAACACUCGUUCGUUUCCAAUCAGUUCGGCAAACACAGCAAAAUUUCGUUAUAUGCCGUUUUCUCCAGCGGGAACACCCUUUGGCUUUACCGACAGACGUUACUUGACAAUGAACGAGGUGGGCUAUGUAUCUACUGUCAAGAAUAGUGAGCAAUACAGCAUAACGGUCUCCUUCUUCGACGUUGGUCGUUUCCGAGAAUACCACUUUGAGGACUUGUUUGGCUACGACUUAUGUUUCCUAAAUGAAAAAGGCACUUUAUUUGGUCAAUCCAAGACUGGGCAGAUACAAUACAGGCCACACGAUAGCAUACAUUCAAAUUGGACCAAAAUUAUUCCUUUACAAACUGGUGAGAGAAUAACUAGUGUGGCAGCUACCCCGGUUUGCGUUAUUGUUGGUUCCUCUCUAGGCUAUUUUAGAAGUUUCAAUCAAUUCGGGGUUCCGUUUACUGUUGAAAAGACAUCCCCAAUUGUAGCACUUACUGCUCAGAAUUAUAGAGUUUUUUCAGUACAUUAUUCCCAGUUUCACGGUAUUUCAUAUUCUUUAUUUGAACUGGGCCCUUCUAACAAAAGGUACUAUAAAAGAGAGCAUCCACUUCCAAUUAGCUUACCUAACAUUAAUUCCGAUAUGAAAAAAGAAGCUAAUUUUGACUACUACAAUUUUAAUCCGAUGGGCAUAAAAAGUCUGUUCUUUUCAAGCUAUGGUGAUCCUUGCAUUUUUGGGUCUGACAACACACUUCUAUUGUUAUCAAAGUGGAGAUCACCUGAAGAAAGCAGAUGGCUUCCUAUUCUUGAUAGCAAUAUGGAAAUAUGGAAGAUGUCAGGAGGGAAGGAAACGACCGAUAUACAUGUUUGGCCCCUCGCUUUGACAUACGACACGUUGAGCUGUAUCCUAGUCAAGGGAAAGCAUAUAUGGCCCGAAUUUCCCCUUCCGUUGCCAUCUGAAAUGGAGAUUAGAAUGCCAGUUUUUGUUAAAAGUAAACUACUAGAGGAAAUGAAAGCCAUAUCAAAUAAAAAGAACGAACUUGGAGUUGAUAUCGAAGAGGAUGAAGGGGAAGACGAUAAAGAAAUACAAGUUCCUAUUUCAAUGGCAGCGGAAGAAGAGUAUCUGCGUAGCAAAGUUUUAUCAGAAUUGCUGACAGAUACGCUGGAAAAUGAUGGUGAAAUGUACGGAAACGAAAAUGAGGUGUUGGCAGCACUGAACGGAGCAUACGAUAAGGCUCUGUUACGUUUGUUUGCAUCUGCAUGCUCAGAUCAGAAUGUUGAAAAGGCUCUUUCGCUUGCUCAUGAAUUGAAACAAGAUAGAGCACUUAAUGCUGCCGUUAAGAUAUCAGAAAGAGCUGAACUGUCCUCUCUUGUUAAAAGAAUUAAUGAUAUAAGAGAAGCCAGAUAUGAACAGCAAUUGAAAUAG
Messenger RNA from Saccharomyces paradoxus, 2781 nucleotides. RefSeq names its product chromatin-binding protein CTF4 (gene CTF4). The record is from RefSeq and is a predicted model, not a curated record. NCBI's taxonomy places the organism in Eukaryota, Fungi, Ascomycota, Saccharomycetes, Saccharomycetales, Saccharomycetaceae. Gene Ontology annotation, molecular function: chromatin binding; protein binding. Gene Ontology annotation, biological process: DNA-templated DNA replication; mitotic cell cycle; DNA repair. The coding region runs from base 1 to 2781 and encodes 926 amino acids. Gene Ontology annotation, cellular component: nuclear replication fork. The transcript has a single exon.